CACAUAAAUGUCGAUAGAAGGCGCCAUGCAACUUUGGCAUUUGCCAUUCACUUGGCAGCUUUAGCCUUGGCCACGAAGCCUACGGAUUUGUGGUUGGCAGCUUUCACGACUAAAUAGAUUCCACUUACACCUAUUGUUCCUGUCCUAUCGAUGAUCUGAUUGAUCGCUCGCUCCUUUGGGCCCCAGUCACAUGCCACCUCGCCUGCAUAUCGCUGGAGACGACCCUGAAUUUGAUCCUGAAACCAUUCAACACUGGAAGGAAGAGGGCUACCAUGUUAGCUACCACUUCUGCGACAGGAACGACCCAAAGCCUUUUCAGAGGCUUCUCAAGUCUCUGUCUGAUGAUUUAGAGCUCGGCGAGGCAUAUGCGCUAGUGACAUAUGGCCAUGCAGCAUCACAGGCUCUAGCUGUACAUAUAAAGCCCCAGCCACGGCUCUGCGCGCUCAUUGCGUAUUAUCCAGACACAGUCGUGCACGCAAAUGCAAAGUAUCCUUCACAGUUGCAGGUACUCUGCCAUCUGGCGGGAACGCAGCAGUUCAGUCCAAGCUUUAAGAGCUACCGAUAUCCACAGACGCAGGAGGGCUUCGCAGAGAGCGAUCUCGAAGAAUAUGACAAGGUUGCUGCAGGUCUGAGUUGGAGUCGAAGCCUUGCUGCUGUUCGCAGGGGCUUCAAACGUGAAAACUCGGACCUUGAAGCUGUCUGGGAAGACCAUGUCGCUUUGACAUUUACGCAUCGUGAAGCUGCUGGAACUGUAAGGACCAUGCGACCUAAGGCAACUCUGCAUUGCGUGCCAACCAUGACGGGAGGGAUAGGCCAGAAAGAGCUCCUAAAAUUCUACCGGGACUUUUUUAUUCCUUCUACUCCUCAAUCACUAAGUAUCAGACUUAUUUCGCGGACAAUCGGGGAAGACCAGGUUGUUGAUGAAAUGUUUGUAGCAUUGCGACAUACGCAAGAGAUUGACUGGUUGCUUCCAGGAGUUCCACCCACAAACAAACAGAUCGAGAUCAUGAUUGUGAGCGUAGUCGGAGUACGAGGAGGCAGGUUGGUCCAUGAAAGGCUAUACUGGGAUCAAGCAAGUGUUCUGGUUCAAAUUGGCCUAUUAGAUCCAAAGCUUGUACCAAAAAGCAUGCAAGACAAGGGCAUGGAACGACUGCCAGUCGCUGGAAAGGAGGCUGCACGCAAAGUCCUUGACAUUGAGGAAAUUCCUGGUAAUACUUUAAUACCGGACUGGAACGAUGGAGAACCAUCCAACGGUGCUCGUGGCUCCUGAAAAUUCGAUCGAAUCCGGUGGCUUGAAUUGUAUCGACAAUUGAAUGUGUCAGAGUGCUCUGGGAGCAAUUGCACUUACGCCAUAAAGGUACAAGUCGGUAAACGAUAGGUCUUGAGCUUCCAAUAUGGCCG
Molecule: messenger RNA, 1401 nt
Organism: Pseudovirgaria hyperparasitica
Lineage: Eukaryota; Fungi; Ascomycota; Dothideomycetes; Acrospermales; Acrospermaceae
Product: carboxymethylenebutenolidase
Exons: 3
Coding region: 191-1270 (359 amino acids)
Biological process (GO): polyketide metabolic process
Source: RefSeq, a predicted model, not a curated record